Messenger RNA from Carassius gibelio (silver crucian carp), 1218 nucleotides. RefSeq names its product protein phosphatase 1 regulatory subunit 17-like. Bases 303 to 716 code for a protein of 137 amino acids. Gene Ontology annotation, molecular function: protein phosphatase inhibitor activity. The record is from RefSeq and is a predicted model, not a curated record. The transcript is spliced from 2 exons. NCBI's taxonomy places the organism in Eukaryota, Metazoa, Chordata, Actinopteri, Cypriniformes, Cyprinidae. Gene Ontology annotation, biological process: regulation of phosphatase activity.
GCUGUUGGUGUUAUUUUUGUUAGCUGACUGUGCUCGAAUGUACAUUUUUAUUUUCUCUGUCAUGUAAUUUCCUGGAGGAAGUACAUAUGUUCUUUGAAAAAUGAAUAUUAACAUGGAAUCAAACACAUUAUGUUUUUUGUCUAUCUAAUACGACGCAUUCAAGUAUAGUGCAUUGACAUGACAUAAUUUACCAUAAUACAUUAAAUUAGCUAAUUACAUUAAAUUCAGAGCCCAAACAGAAAUAAAAUUAUCAUUUUGUGAGAAGCUGUGUUUGUUUAAUCAGCUUCAAACAUUCAGUAAAUAUGCUUUCCAGUAAAUAUGGCAGAGCCUUUGUCAUGCAUAUAAGUGUGUGUGUGUGUGUAUUGAGCAUGAGCUGUUAUCUGAUACCUGAACAGACUGCUGUGGGGAGCAUGUCCACUGACUGUGUGAGGUCACUCUCAGACAAAGCUGAACACACACUCACCAUGCACGAGCAUCUCUAUGCGAACACUGAAAUGGAAAAUCAGAAGCAGAGCUCCGAGGAACAUCAGCAGGACAAACUGGGACAGAAGAAACCCCGCAGGAAAGACACUCCCGUACUCAACAGCCCUCCACUCAUACCAGGCAAGACUUUGAUUUCUCGCAUUCUCACUGUCACCCUCACGCCCUCUCCAUCCAUCUCUCGCCGUCUCUUUGUCUCAGUUCUUUGCGCUUUUCUUUCACAGGCGUCAGACUGAUGAAGACAGAGGCUCAAAUGAUUCAUCAGGAGGAUGAGGAGAAGGAGAUGAAGAAGUAGAUGUGUUUCAAACAUUUGGUUUUCAUUGUAGCUAGCUAUUUUUUAUUGUCGUCUGAGCCUUCAUUUAAUGUAGGUUUCGCAGAUAUUUUUUUGCGUUGUCAUUUCAUCAUUUGAGUUACAUUGUAUAAACAACUUGGAAUGAUGCAAAUAACCUAUUUUAACUGCAGCAUGAACAUCAGGUUGGAAAAGUGUGAUUUUCAUUUAUAAAACUCUAAAAAUUUUCUAGUGCAUUAGUUUAUUCCUAUCAGUGUUGUAUAAGCGAUUUUAUGCAUAAUAGUACCCUACAAUGUGAUGAAACAGAGUUUAAAAUAGCUUGAAAUAUAUACAAAUUUUGAUGACUGCAGAAAAAUGUGAAUUUAGUUACACAUUAUCCCACCGGACACAACUUGACUGACCCUAAAACUGAAUUUUUCACACACUUAUCCAAAAAAAUAAAAAAAACU